AUGGCAGUCCCUACCCUCCCCUCAAUCACAUCCCUACCCACUCUCCCUCUCUCCGACCAACUCAAAGCCAUCGACACACUCUUUGAACCCUCUCCCGAACUCCACAAUCUCCUCCAACCCAUCCUCUCCAACGCCCAGACAUUCUCAUCAUACGAUAGUCUAAUCGACGAAAUUUACAAUAAAUUGUCAACACUAUCCGCAACAAACGACCCUCAACAAAAACAUACUCUAUACGGCAUUCUAGGCUCUCAUCCGCGCCUUGGAGCAACAUCGCCUACUGCGCAAGCUGGAUUGAGUGAAUUGAGCAGAAGAGAGCAGGCAAAUAUUAACAAGUCGACCGACGAACGAGCAGCUGCGGAUCAGGCUGCGAGGUUAGCUGCGUUGAAUAGAGAGUACGAGGAGAAGUAUCCGGGUUUGAGAUAUGUGACGUGGGUGAAUGGGCGAGGUCGGGAUGUUAUCAUGGUUGAUAUGAGGAGGCGUAUUGACCGGGGAGAAUUUGAGCUGGAAGUUAGGGAUAAUAUUCAGGCUAUGUGUGAUAUUGCAAAAGAUCGCGCUAAGAAGUUGCAAGCCAACUUAUGA
Talaromyces marneffei is the source of this 579-nucleotide messenger RNA. RefSeq lists its product as uncharacterized. Bases 1 to 579 code for a protein of 192 amino acids. NCBI's taxonomy places the organism in Eukaryota, Fungi, Ascomycota, Eurotiomycetes, Eurotiales, Trichocomaceae. The transcript has 3 exons. The record is from RefSeq and is a predicted model, not a curated record.